Messenger RNA from Lottia gigantea (owl limpet), 1014 nucleotides. RefSeq lists its product as hypothetical. Gene Ontology annotation, biological process: activation of GTPase activity. The record is from RefSeq and is a predicted model, not a curated record. The transcript is spliced from 9 exons. Gene Ontology annotation, molecular function: GTPase activator activity. Lineage: Eukaryota; Metazoa; Mollusca; Gastropoda; Lottiidae. The annotation marks the transcript as partial.
CUAGCACAAAAUACCACCAUAGAUAGGGAAGCAGCAAAACUUGAUAGAUUUAAACAAUUAUUUGAUGAACCUAAUAUAGAUCUGGAUCAGUUAAGAAGUUUAUGUUGGUCAGGCAUACCAAAAAGUGUUCGUCCAACAGCGUGGAAAAUUCUUUCUGGUUACCUUCCUCCGAGCCUGGAUCGAAGAGAAGCCACAUUAGAAAGAAAACGAAAUGAAUAUUUUGGUUUUAUAGAGCAAUAUUAUGAUACUAGAUAUCAAGAAUUACAUGCUGAAACUUUUAGACAGAUACAUAUAGACAUUCCUCGAAUGAACCCUCUCAUUCCUAUCUUUCAACAAAAAUUAGUACAACAAAUAUUUGAAAGAAUAUUAUAUAUUUGGGCUAUAAGACAUCCUGCCAGUGGUUAUGUUCAGGGUAUUAAUGAUUUAGUUACACCGUUUUUUGUUGUCUUUCUUUCUGAAUUUAUAGAUAAUGAUAUUGAACUAGAAAACUGUGAUUUAAGAGAAUUACCAAAGUCUAUAUUAGAUAUUAUAGAAGCUGAUAGUUUCUGGUGUACCUCUAAAUUACUGGAUGGUAUACAGGAUAACUAUACUUUUGCUCAACCUGGUAUCCAGAUGAAAGUAAAUGCCUUACAUGAACUUAUCAAACGAAUUGAUGCUCCUUUAAAUACACAUUUAGAAAACCAUUGUGUAGAAUAUCUUCAGUUUUCAUUUCGCUGGAUGAAUAAUUUAUUAAUGAGGGAGAUACCAUUAAGGUGCACAAUAAGACUCUGGGAUACCUAUCUUUCAGAAGUAAAUGGUUUUGCAGAUUUUCAUUUAUAUGUUUGUGCAUCAUUUGUUGAUUAUUUUUCUAAAGAUAUACAAAGAGAAAAGGACUUUCAGGGAAUUUUAAUGUUUUUACAAAAUUUACCAACACAUCAUUGGAAAGAUAAAGAUAUAAGUGAACUUUUAGCAGAAGCUUUUAAACUAAAAUAUAUGUUUGCAGAUGCUCCAAAGCAUUUAAAUCAGAAGUCUUGA